Messenger RNA from Zea mays, 942 nucleotides. Its product is annotated as probable beta-1,3-galactosyltransferase 14. Bases 353 to 781 code for a protein of 142 amino acids. The record is from RefSeq and is a predicted model, not a curated record. The transcript has a single exon. NCBI's taxonomy places the organism in Eukaryota, Viridiplantae, Streptophyta, Magnoliopsida, Poales, Poaceae.
ACUGUCUUCAACGGUUGUCGCGAGCGUCCUCCUCCUUUAUUACUGUAGAUCUUUUAGCAGAUACAGUAGACCCCUAUCUACUGCAACAGCGCCCCCUCUCCUCUCCUCUAUCCAGCAGCAGCACUCCCUCUCACGCCAGAUGAAGGGGAACGCUACCCGACGUUGUUCGUUGGCUUCUUCCCUGCGCGCCGGCGUCCGGAACCUUCCCGUUCGGCGACGACAGUUUCAAAAGGACAAAACGGGGAAAGCGGGUGGCCGUAGGAUGCACGAGACGCUGAUUUCACCCUCCCAGUCGUGACGGCAACACGCGCGGGGAGGACCAGCCGGUCGGCCCGCCCGCCCGCCCCCCGCCAUGCUGGGAUCGCCCAAGGUCUUCUUCGCCUCCUCCACCUCGCGUCGCUCUAGGUCGCUGCGCCGGCUGCUCUCGAUGCCGGCCUUCUCCGCGGCCUGCCUCCUCUUCGGCCUCGCCGGCUUCCUCGCCACCGUGCUCGCCCUCUCGCGCUCCCCGUCCGUCACUCACAGCCGCUGCCCCGAUUCCUCGCGCCCGCUCUCCGUCUCAAUCGCGUGGGACCGCAGCCCAGGGGAUGGCUCCGCAUCGGGCUCCGCGGAGCUCCCGGCCUCGCUCGCCACUGGAUCGCGCGGCCGCCACAAGGUCAUGGCCUUCGUCGGGAUCUUCACCGGGUUCGGCUCCAUCGGCCGCCGCCGCGCGCUGCGCCAGACAUGGCUACCCGCGGAUCGCCAGGGUCUACUUCGGGCAGUCGCUGGUAUCACGGCUUGUUAGUUCGUUUUUGCUUGUGCCGGUCAAGAUCUAGCUGGACUUUUAGAGUUCGAACUGUCGAUGUAUUUCGUUGCUUCUAGCCUACUGCUCCUCUCAUAGUAGUAGUAUAAUAUAUGGUGAGACUGGUUGCAAACUUAAUAUGGGAGUUGGUUUGAUAUUUCUUA